Molecule: messenger RNA, 1507 nt
Organism: Euleptes europaea (tarantolino)
Lineage: Eukaryota; Metazoa; Chordata; Lepidosauria; Squamata; Sphaerodactylidae
Gene: CDCA7L
Product: cell division cycle associated 7 like
Exons: 9
Coding region: 1-1332 (443 amino acids)
Biological process (GO): regulation of DNA-templated transcription
Cellular component (GO): nucleus
Source: RefSeq, a predicted model, not a curated record
AUGCAUGAAUUGGAUGAGAUUUUUAAUGCCCCAAGUGAUGAUGAAGAUUUUCUUGGUUUUGAACCCGAUGUUCCCAUGGAAACGCUGUCACUGGAGGAUAGUUUUGAAAGUAUUGAUUCAUUGGAGUCAAGAAAAAAGGAUGUUUAUUUGCAGUCCAAGUACCUGACUGAGGAGCUGAGAAACAUUUUCACUGAAGACACAGAUUCAGAAAAUGAAGUGUUUGAAGGUUUUUCUUCAAAUGAGCCAGAAGAACAUGGGACGAAGGAUGUGGUGGAUUCUGAUCUGAACAAUGAGAAUGACAAUUUCUCUGUGAGAGCAACUGAGGAGAAGGAAGAGACGAGGGCUUCCUCUAAGAGAAGGAGCUUUGGCUUUCGUGUGGCAUUGCAGUUUCCAACUAAGAAGUCUGCUGAGAAGAGGGUACCUGACAAGGUUGACUCAAAGUUCUGCUUGAAGGACAGUAAACAUCCCCACACUCUCGCAAGAACAAAAAAUAAUAAAACCUGGAAAAAACUAGGCCAGGAGAUCUCCUCAGAAUCUGAAGAAGAUGCUAAAGAGGCAUCAAAAGAUACUUCUAGUGCACUGCUUAAAAGAGCUAUGAACAUCAAAGAAAAUAAAGCCAUGCUUGCUCAGUUAUUAGCAGAACUGAAUUCUAUACCUGAUCUAUUUCCAGUGAAAACACCAUCGUCAACUCCUUCUAAACAGAAGAAAACGCCAAAGAGAAUGUUUUCAGAAGGCCAGAUAGAGCGUCGUACUAACCCAACCAGGAAUGCUCGUCCACCGGAGAACUUUGCCUUGGAAAACGUUACUUUUUCUGCUGUCAGAUUUGCUGAACAGCUGAACAAUUACAGACGACGGAACAGUUUACAGAAAAGACUAAAAGAGGGAAGUGUGAAGGUGCCCAAAAGAAGACGAUCAUCAAAAUACUGUUCAUUCCGACUAGUUGAAGAUAUUACUGAUGAGGAUUUGGAAAACAUUGCAAUAACAGUUAAAGAUAAAAUCUAUGAUAAGGUCCUGGGAAGUACGUGCCAUCAGUGUCGACAGAAGACAAUAGAUACAAAGACAGUUUGUCGUAAUGAAGGCUGUGGAGGUGUGAGGGGACAGUUCUGUGGGCCGUGCCUCCGCAAUCGCUAUGGAGAAGAUGUAAAAUCUGCACUUCUAGACCCAGAUUGGGUCUGUCCUCCUUGCCGAGGGAUCUGCAAUUGCAGCUACUGUCGCAAACGUGAUGGCCGUUGCGCUACAGGGAUGCUCAUCCAUUUGGCAAAAUUCUAUGGUUAUGACAAUGUGAAAGAAUAUUUGGAAAGCUUGCAAAAGCAACUUGCAGAGGACGACUGAAGAUACUGGAAGCAGCUGUGCAACAUUCAUAAUUUGUCGACUAUUUUUUUACUGUUUUAAAUCAGAGUUGGAGAUUUUAAAAUUUUAUUACAAUAAUGUUUGUAAAAUAUAGAAAUGUAGAUAGAAGCGAUUUGGUUGCUUUUAAAAAAAUUGAUGCUGAAUGUAUUACAAGGAU